Aspergillus tanneri is the source of this 339-nucleotide messenger RNA. RefSeq names its product putative MFS transporter. The record is from RefSeq and is a predicted model, not a curated record. The transcript has a single exon. Lineage: Eukaryota; Fungi; Ascomycota; Eurotiomycetes; Eurotiales; Aspergillaceae. The coding region runs from base 1 to 339 and encodes 112 amino acids.
AUGUUUCCCGGAUACCGAUUCACAGGAAACUCUUCUACGGACGCCCCCAUAACUGAACCAACUCCAGACACACAGAAUGUAAGCCAAAAGGAGUCUACCACAGAAGCACCCUUACCCGGUACUCUAAGUCAGGGUGUGUGUGAAAUCGACAUUCCGCCACGCACGUAUCGGCAGAAGAUUGACCUAGUACACUACUUUAAAGAUGGCCAAACCACCCGGUUCCAGUACUUCCGUCGACUGUUUUACGUCUUUGUCUUCCCUAAUAUCGUCCUGAUCGGUAUCCAAUCUUCGGCUGCACCGCGGGGAUUGUUUCCUUCAACACCAUUUCCGAAAUCAUGA